CGAAGAGAGAGAGAGAGAGACCUUUUUAUAUUCUACAUGACUUGACUCCACCACCUCACACCAUCACAACAUUCAAGAUCUCGGCUUGUAAAUACGGGGUCUGAUUUUUGGAGCCCUUGGUUCGGAUGAUGUAAGCCUACUUCAUAUGAAUUCCAUUUGGGAUUUUUUGAGCUGGUAUCGGGCAAUUUGGAGGUCAACGGCAAAGCUUUCACUGUUCAUCUACGAACUGAAAAUCGCAGAUUUCUCUAGUCUCAAGCAGAAUUGAAGGACUUCCUUUUAGGAUUCUGAGCAAAAUUGUUUGCUAAUUCAAGGUAUGAACAUGGAUUUCAAUUCCACUUGAAUCAUUGAACGAUUUGAGGUAUUUGGGGAAACAAUGUCACUGCUCACAGCGAGAACUUGGCUGUAUGAAUUGAACCAUGUUCCUUAUUGGUUUAUGCCAAACUUUUUGUGGUUACUGGCUGGUUUUUUUAGGAGUACUUGAUGCUUCUUUGAAACUAUUAUUGAACAAAUCUUAACUUUUGCCUUGAAUGCACGGUUGCUGGCUGCACAACUGAUUGAUGUCAUGUUCAUGAAUGUUUUUAACUGUAUUUUUGGACCUUGUUGUUGGGGCUACAUUACUUUGCUCGUGGAUUUUGCUACCCGUGUGGACUGUAUGCUUAAGUUUAUUUGUGCUAGCCAUGGAUUUUUGAAAUAUAACCUGCUGCUGUGCUGGUUCCUGGUGCUGGAAUCAGGGGAUGUUAGCUUGAUGAAUUUGAGGUUUUGGUUUUGGGUGGCUUCGUGUUGGUUUGUUGUACCCUGGGCAGUAAGGGGCUGGAAAUGGGGCUGCCAUGGACUAAUGAAACUGAGUUUGGAAAGUUAUGUGAUUGGAGAUUCUACAUAACUCUCCCACUUGGUUUCUCCUAGCUAAGGAAGGUCUUUGUGCAGAUUUUGCUACAAAACCAGCUGGUUGGCACUGCUUUUUUGGAUGGUCUGAGCUGAUUUUGAAUAUUUUCGAAGUUGAGCUUGGAACAGAGCAAUUUUGGGGGCUGCCUUUUGGAUUUUAUUUGCGCACAGGAGCUAGUGGAUUGUGUUUCUUGAAGGAAAAUGAACAAAAACGAGGUUGAGGCAGCGUGUGGACAGCUUCUCCCACAGCUGCCGUCUUUACUUCCACAUGCUUUGAAAUCAUUUCUGGAGGAAUCCCAAUCCAUUUUGAGCUAGGUUUGAUGUUUACUUUUGCCAGUUCGGUCCUCCUGGCAGGCCGCCCUUUGUUUUUCUUGACCCUUUUGGUUGGGGUUUUUCUGGAAGACUUUGGGCUAUCUUGACUAUGAAGUGGAUCUUCUGGUUAAUUGGGCUUUUUCUUGAGUCGAGGAGGUUGUUUGCCCGGUCCUGCCUAUCUAGGUGUUGUUUCUAAACUCAACCAAGGGUAACACUAGAUGAAGGCGUAUGGGACAACUAGUGAACUUCUGCUUCGUCUGUAUGGAGAUGCUUGCCAAAUAUCUAGGGGGCACUCUAGCCGUAGACCUUGGUGGGGUCACUUUGGAGUUAAGUUGUCCUCCUCGAUGAUGGCUCUGGAGAUGGCAAACAGCGAGGCUGCCAUCCAUGUUUGGCGCAGAAAUCACAACCACCACCACCACCACACUAGACCUCCGACUCAUCCAAAUCGUUCAACACCCAAAUCUUCUUGGGGUAUUGUCAAAGAUCUAGUUGUUGAUGGAGACUGCAGGAGAGAUUUACUUGCAGAGAGAGCUGAAAAUCUCCUCCUUUGUUUAAAACAAAGAUUUCCCAAUCUCACCCAAACCACCUUGGAUGCCACCAAGAUUCACUGCAACAAGGUCCUCUCUCCUUUCUUUCUUUCUUUCUUUCUUUCUUUUCAAACUCCCAUGUUUGAUCAGGAUGUGGGGAAGUCAAUCCUGGAGAGCUAUUCAAGAGUGUUGGAGAGUGUGGCUUUCAACAUAUUGGCGCGCAUUGACGAUCUCAUCCACGUGGACGACAUAGCCAAGCACCCCGCCGGAAAGCCGCCCCCUACUCCAUAGCCGUGCCGCACAGAAAACUCAUCAUUUCUUCCUCUUCAGCAACCCCUCUCAAAUCCCCGGGCCCGCCUUUGAUCAGCCCAGCCAGGGGGGCGGAGGUGACGCCGUUCCUGGGCGGCGGCGGUGGCGGUGGCAACAACAAGCUCCCCAGGCGUGGCCUUGGAGUGAAGAGGGCAUUGUCAAACUACCUUGGCGGAGAAGCUACUAAUAACAAGAUGAAGACUCUGGAAGCUUUUGCUGCCUCUUCCAUUUCCAGCAAAAGCUCUGACUCUCGAGCUUCAAUGGCUGCCACCAUGGUUGCCCAGGACGAAAGCUCUGUCUUGCGACCAAUUAACCGCUGAGAGCAUUAUAGUUUUAGUGGUGUUUAUCAUAUUAGCAUUAUUUAUUUUUAUAGUGGUGGAGUGUUUAUUAGG
This is a messenger RNA of Cuscuta campestris, 2422 nucleotides long. The record is from the annotation of a GenBank genome assembly. NCBI's taxonomy places the organism in Eukaryota, Viridiplantae, Streptophyta, Magnoliopsida, Solanales, Convolvulaceae.